UCCUGCACGACAGCAGACACUGACAAAUAUUGUUUUAAAUCUGUCGGAAGAAAUGCCUUUUAUUCAGAAGUCAGCUUUCAUUUUCAAGACGACUUUCGUAUUCGCUUUUCUGCGUCUCUUUUAACAUAUCUAUGGAAAUCACAUUGAUUAGUAGUUUCAUAACGAAGGCAAGUGUAAUGGUUUUAUUAUAAGAUUAACUAUGGGUGCUAAUAUCCUGGAAUCUAAUAUAAGCACCAACUUCACUCCCGGCGGCUACACGGGGACAGACCACGGAACUGGAGGGGCUCACCCGGGCUAUAUGAUGGUGAUUCUUGCCGUGCUUAUGAUUAUUCUGGUAGUCGUGGUUGUGGCUGGCAACGCACUUGUUAUCCUGGCUUUCAUUGUUGACAAGAGCCUACGAAAUCAAAGCAACUACUUCUUCCUCAACCUUGCCAUUUCUGAUUUUCUUGUUGGUGCAUUCUGCAUCCCUGUAUACAUCCCGUACAACCUGACAGGCCGCUGGGUGCUGGGCAGAGGUCUCUGUAAGCUGUGGCUCCUCAUGGACUACUUGCUCUGCACUGCCUCUGUCUUCAACAUAGUCCUCAUCAGCUAUGACCGGUUCCUCUCCGUCACCAGAGCAGUGAAAUAUAGAGCUCAGCGGAGCAUGACCCACCAUGCUGUGGUGAAGAUGGUGGCUGUGUGGGUGUUGGCCUUCCUUCUCUAUGGCCCUGCCAUUAUCUUCUGGGAGCUGGUUGUGGGUAAAAGCAUCGUCCCUGCCGACGAGUGUUUCGCUGAGUUCUACUGCACCUGGUACUUCCUACUCAGUGCGUCUACGUUUGAGUUCUUCACCCCCUUUAUCUCUGUGACCUUCUUCAACCUGUGCAUCUACCUGAACAUCCAGAGAAGGAACAAGAGCAGGGCUAUCCGUAAGGAGGACACCAAGGCACACAGGGACAGGGGCAGUCUCAGGGACGGGGGUGCUACCUUGUCUGUGUUUUUUGUCAAGACUCGCAAGGUAUCAUCGAGUGAGCCAACCGCUGUUUCAGAGGUGAUAGAGGAGGACGAGGAGCUGUCGCCAUCCUCCAGUGGGGAGCCCAGCAGCGGACACACCUUCAUUCAGAGAAACAAGGGCCCUUCCUGCAGGAAAACUUCCAGGCUCCUCCAAUUCCAGGCCCCCAUCGUGCCAUCCAGCAGGAGCUCAGAGGGCUCCCGCCUCUCCCGCGACAAGAAGAUUGCCAAGUCGCUGGCCAUUAUAGUGUGCAUUUUCGGGAUCUGCUGGGCACCUUACACCCUAACGAUGAUAAUACGAGCGGCCUGUAGCGGGCGAUGUGUGGAGCACUACUGGUACGAGGUGACGUUUUGGCUCUUGUGGCUGAACUCUGGUAUUAACCCUUUCCUUUACCCUCUAUGCCACAGCAGCUUCCGAAGGGCUUUUGCUAAGAUACUGUGCCCCAAGCGUCAGUCUGUCCAACCUCACAUUGAGACCCAGUCUUGCUAGUGAUGCAACGUAUGGCUGGCUGGGAGUCACUGGAGUGAGAAGACUACUGCAAAUGGAUAUGGAUUUUUUUCCUCAGGCAUUGUGGAAUGUUGUGUACAUAGCUCAGCCAUGAAUAGGAGUGUGAAACCCUUUUUUAGAUACUCACUUUGGUCUUUGUUAUUCAAAUAUGAUAGAAAAAAUGUUAUUACUGAUAUCCCUGUUUUUUUGUUUCAGACACAUCAAAUCCUUCUAUGUGCCAAGUUUGAAAUUUGCACUUAGAGGGUAAAACCAAGUGUUUGUAUUUACAUUUCAGAAGUGAAUCUACAUAUACUGUAAUAUUGAAAUACUAGUUGUUGUAGAUAUAUUUGUUGUGUUGUUGCUAAUGCAUUCGGGUGUGAAUAGUGUAGGUGCAGAUGCUCCUAGGACUGGGAGGAAAUCUCAAAUCUUAUCAGUGCUUCGUGUCUCUGCCAGUUAUAGAUCUGAAUGGUACUGGUAUACUUGUAAAUGUGCUAUGUAGAAAAAGAUUUUCACUGUUAUUUUCAGUGAAAUGUGAAAGAAUAGUUCAGUGUAAUACCAAAUCAAGUGUUCCUUGGUGUGUGUGUGAUUUUCAUGUGUUUACCCCUACUUCUACAUCACUUUGUUGCGAACAUGGUGAUGACACAGAGGUAAUAUACAGAUGGAGGAUCUUAAUUUGAGCCAGUUUGCUAGAGCAGGAAAAUAAUAAUGCAGCAACAGGAAAUGUGAAUGAUGAUGCAAAUUAUAAUUAAUGGACAUUUUGGUAGGGGUUCAUACAUUUUUCAUAAGGGUAAAUCAAGUCUCAAGUUUCAAUGUGGAAAUUACAAACUUCAGAAGCCUUUUUAAACCUUUUUUAAUAGUAGGUUCUGUACUAAUGUUAAAGAAAGGCUGAGGCAGUGAUACUUUAUGAAUAAAUAUAUUAACUAAAUAAUAAAAUGUCUAAGGAUGGUGCUACACCAUCUGGCAUAAAAAGAAAAGGGGACAGUUUGAUGCAAAAUCUUUAAAUAAAGGUUAGAAUCUAAUAACAAUAAAGGUUUAAAAAAAAUAAGGGUUAGAAAAUCUACACAUAAUACCCCAUAAUAACAAAGUGAAAACAGGUUU
Molecule: messenger RNA, 2572 nt
Organism: Oncorhynchus gorbuscha (pink salmon)
Lineage: Eukaryota; Metazoa; Chordata; Actinopteri; Salmoniformes; Salmonidae
Product: histamine H3 receptor-like
Exons: 3
Coding region: 200-1477 (425 amino acids)
Biological process (GO): adenylate cyclase-activating adrenergic receptor signaling pathway
Cellular component (GO): membrane
Molecular function (GO): histamine receptor activity
Source: RefSeq, a predicted model, not a curated record